AUGACCCACACGACAACGCGCCUCGCCCUCCCCUCCGACGCAGAAACCAUCGUAGCCUUAUCCGCCCAAGUGCAACAACACCUCACAGCCUCGGGGAGCCUACAAGAUAUCGGGCCUCUGAAGCUAGAAACAGUCCUGACUGCCGCGCACGAAAAGCGAGUCUACGUGCACGAAGACGCCCAAACAAGGGAAACGAUAGGCUGCGCGUUCGUGAGGCCGAUCGACGAGCACUACUUUCCCCCGAGUUCUGGUGCGGACUUUGACAUCACGACGCUCGCGCGGCCGUGGCAGUACGUUCAUACCGUUAUGCUGCGGCCGGAGGUGCAAGGGCGUGGGCUUGGGAGGCAAUUCUUUACGGAUGUCGUUGAGCUGCUUCGACCUUGUGGGGGCACAAUUCUACUGGAUUGUUGGGCGGGCAACGACAAGCUGCGUGAGUUUUAUGCAAAGUGUGGGUGUCGAUUUGUCGCGACGCUACGAGAGGAGGACUACUACAUUGCAGUGUUUGUGUACGAAUUGGCUGAAGGGAAGGGGUAG
Neohortaea acidophila is the source of this 534-nucleotide messenger RNA. Its product is annotated as acyl-CoA N-acyltransferase. Gene Ontology annotation, molecular function: acyltransferase activity, transferring groups other than amino-acyl groups. NCBI's taxonomy places the organism in Eukaryota, Fungi, Ascomycota, Dothideomycetes, Mycosphaerellales, Teratosphaeriaceae. The coding region runs from base 1 to 534 and encodes 177 amino acids. The transcript has a single exon. The record is from RefSeq and is a predicted model, not a curated record.